Messenger RNA from Saccostrea cuccullata (small rock oyster), 6031 nucleotides. RefSeq names its product innexin unc-9-like. The record is from RefSeq and is a predicted model, not a curated record. The coding region runs from base 935 to 2209 and encodes 424 amino acids. Lineage: Eukaryota; Metazoa; Mollusca; Bivalvia; Ostreida; Ostreidae. The transcript is spliced from 2 exons.
UUAUUGGCUCUUCAUGUAUGGGUUUUUAUAAAUACAGGACCUUCAGCAACUAAGUUUCAGGCAGCUUUGUUAGGAUACAAUAGAACUAUGGAUCUGACAUUGUUUAAGCAAAUCGUUAAAGUUUGUCCGGGAGGAGACUGUGUUAAAUAUUGAUGUGAUUCGGGUAUAUACCUUUAGUAUUUACCAAGACCUAUUGUUGCAUUUGCCUGGACGUGUACGCGACCUCGUAUAGGAUUUAAUUGAUUACCGUACUAUUGUGACACGUUUGUGGGGCUGCCUACGGACUCAUCAUAUUGUUUUUAGUCAUUUACCUUUUUCCCUCGAUGCCACUGCCGCGCAUCUUUUCAAAAGGUUCUUGUUACAGUCAGCGUGAGUGAUGUAGACAAAUCCAAACAUGCUCCCCAGGAUUAGAACAUCGAUACAGGAGUAGGUUGUGUCCCGCUUGAAUGUUAUUCCCUUUGUGGAGUUUUGUUCUAUUGGUUGCUGGUUAAAUGCAUGAGUAACCAACAUUAUUGUACGUGAUCUAUUAUAGGAAUCUGGAAAUUGCAAAUUUGGCCAGGCAGUAUUUAUUAAUGUGCAAAACUUGAAUUUUAAAGUGUUUAAUAUUGUGCGAGGAUGUAAAUUUUUGUUCUCUCUAACCAGUUUGGAUGAGGAAUCGCACAUGAAAAGCUUUCCCUUGGGAUUUUUUGUAGCCAAGGAAUAACCGUCUUCUGAGAAAGAUUCUUCACCGAAAUAUUGAUCAUAUUAAGGGAUUAAACAGAAAAUGUCGAGUCUCUGCUGUGGUGAUUGACCGAAAAAUAAUUUUAAUUAAUCGUGUCUGUAGUCCUUCUUCUCUGCCAUCACGGGCCUUAUACUUAAGGACUGCUUCUCUGGGCUUAAUCAGAAUGUGCCCUCGUUUUAGCCAAGGUUUUCCUGUUGUCGACACGGGUCAACGAUGAAAUGCACCUUCUUUGGAAAGAAAUCUGUGUCCAAAGAAGAAUUAUACGUAAAAGAGGAAGAAAUGAUGCUUGAUAGUGUUCUAGGGAGUUUCGCCACGUACGCCCGGCUGAAAGGCCGUUAUGACGACGAUUGGAUAGAUAGACUGAAUCAUCUGUACACCACCAUCAUCUUCAUUAUCUUUACAAUCGUCGUCAGCACCAAGCAAUAUGUUGGGGAACCAAUUCAUUGCUGGUGCCCAGCCGAAUUCAUGGAAUCGAUGGUGGAUUAUACGAACAAUGUCUGCUGGAUCCAGAACACGUACUACGUCCACCUGGAUGACGAUAUCCCCAAAUCCCAGCAUGCUCGGGAAGAUCGUCAAAUUACGUAUUACCAGUGGGUACCAAUGAUUCUGCUUUUUCAGGCCUUGUUGUUUAAGGUCCCGUGUAUUCUAUGGCGAAUAUUGACUGCUUCCGCCGGGGUCAAUUUGGAUAAGAUUGUGACGUUAGCGGCGGAAACGCAGUACAUUUCACCCGAAGAUCGGGAUAAGACGAUUCGACAUAUCGUCCGCUACAUGGACCGGUGGUUAGAAAACGCCAGGGAAUACCGAUCGGGAUGCUUUAUAAGGCUCCGACAGACGAUAUCCAAGUAUUGUUGUAUUGUCUGCGGUAAAAGAUACGGGAAUUAUCUCGUUACUAUAUACAUGAUAAUUAAAUUGUUGUAUAUGACUAAUGCAAUCGGUCAACUAUUCAUCCUCAAUGAGUUUCUGGGAACAAAUUACAAUGCUUAUGGGUUAGAGGUGAUGCAGCAUUUGGCCGAGGGAACGGAGAUGGUGGAUUCUGAGCGAUUCCCUCGGAUAACUCUCUGUGAUUUUAAAGUACGAAGACUUGCAACCGUGCAACAAUACACCGUCCAGUGUGUGUUGCCAAUUAAUCUUUUUAAUGAAAAGAUAUUCAUUUUCAUUUGGUUUUGGCUAGUGUUUGUUGCAGUGUUGAGUUCCGCUAAUUUCCUUAUAUGGUGUUAUACAAUGAUAUUUAGACAGCACAGAGUACGAUAUCUUAAGAAAUUUUUGCGCAUUAAUGAUUGCUACAAGUCAGAACUUGACAAAAAGAUGUCUGUUAAGUUUGCCGAGCAAUACCUGAGACAAGACGGAAUUUUCGUCUUAAGACUUGUAGGAAAAAAUGCCAAUGACGUAUUAGUUAGCGAAAUAAUACUUCAACUUUGGACUCAUUACAGAAGCAAACCACUAUUUAAACACGCCAACCAGAUGAGUGACGAUAACAGUAAUGUAUGACUAACCGCGCAAAAACUCCUCAAGUUAGUGAAAAGUCAGUAUUUGAUGUAUCCCUGCCAAGAUGGUACUCCUAAUUGUGACGUCAUAAAGGUAGACAUGUCAUCAAACGGGUACCUGCGAAACGAACAGUUCGAGACGGAAGUCUAAGACAGGUGUAAUGUCAUGAAACGUCCACGAUUCUUGUUAGUUCUAUCUAUUUCAUAUGAUUUAUAUAGAAUGGAUAUAUGCAAAACAAUAUGCAUCUGUGUUAUGUUGUAGCAAUAAGAAGUUACAAUUUUAAGAAAAAUUUUCUUAAGUUUAAUUUUCAUAUAUUCAGCUCCCAGUAACUGUGGAUUAUGUAAACAAUGAAAUUGUACAGAAAUCUUUUUUAAGACUUUGUAAACAGUGCCUGUAACAAAUAUUCCGCUAUACUAGUGAUUAAGUUAAUCAAAGAGUAUGAAAGUUCAAGAUUAAACAGGACAGUUUCCUUAAAGGGACAUAUAAAACAUUCCAUCUGGUCUAUGAUUCCUAUUAAGGCGAUUUUUAAAUUUAAAGAAAACAGGGGAUGAAAAACAUAUAUGAACAAAAACGUACUUUUUGAUAAGAAAAUAAAAAAAAUGUAUUAAAGUUAUAUUUGUGACAAAAUAAUCACAUACCCUUUAUUCAGAAAAUGAUUGGAUUUGAUGCCCAAAAUUUUUAUCUGAGCCAAAUAUCUUACAAAAAUAUAAUACUCAGCCUCAUUUAGACUAUCAAAUUUAUUUCAAUACACAUAACAGGCAAUAUUAAAACAAAAAAUGUUAAUCGUAAUAUUCGAAUACACACAUCAGAUGUGCAGGUGUAUCGGUCUACAAAAUAUUGCCAAAAUUACCCCACUGCCAAGAAUUCCUGGAACAGUGUUCCAGAAAGUUUUAUGAUAAUUAUCCAAAGGCAGUUAAUUUUUACCUCCCUUCGUAUUUUGUAAAGCGCAGCGUAUUCGAUGAUUUGCUUUUUUACCUUUUAAAAGUUGUUUUAAACUCCACGGGGUGACGAAUUCCCAUGGAGUCCACAUAUGAAUAAUUUAUAAUAUGACAUUACGUAUCUCUUGUGAGCACUCGUUUGGAUUCUUAUUUUUGCUUGAUGAAAAUGUCACAUUUAUAGUAUAAGCUGAAAAGUAACAACAGAAGAACCCUAAAAGCGUUCUCCUAAGCAAUCGGGGUGUAAAGUUCUGAACAUUUAGGAGGAGCUAUUUUAUCUGACCUGAAGAAUAAUGCUUACGAUUUCGUCAGUUACUAUUUAUAAAAAAGUGAAUAAACACAGAAGCCGUAUUGGGCCUGUAAUUUCGUGAUUUUGAAAACAUAAUCAAUUAUUAAAACGCCACUUUAUUGUUAGCUAUCUAGUUGCAAUAAUGAGGUUUUAACACAUUCAAUUUUCACUGGAAAAUUUUUUAUUCUUACCAUUUUUUGACACAAAAUGUCCUUGUAUUUAAGCUUAAAGAAGAGAUUGUUAUUUUCAUAGAACAUUUUAUUUGUAUUUUACCACUUUUCGGUCACUUGAGCCUUACGAAAUGACACGUUUGGUACCAUUGAGUACCCUUUGAUCUUAUUCUUUAUGUCUCUUGAAUUAACUCUCAAGAGUUUGCAUAUGCAAAACAGUCAGAUGAAUCAAUAAGCUCGGUAGAUAUUGAUUAGGACUUUUCAGAAGUCUUAUUUAGUUUUGCCGAUCUGUGAUGAUUAAGUGCUUAGAAUAAAUCAAUUGUUUUAAUGUUUUAUUGUUAAUGCAUACUACAUUUCAUCACAGUCAGUGUUUGUAUAAAGAAACCGUAGGUGGAAGUUCUGAAUAUUUAGUCACGCUGUAUAAGAAAUACACUGUAUACCUUCUUUAGUCCAUUACCUGGUGAUAAAAUAUUGAAUAUUUUCUUCAAAGAACUUCUCCGCUAGUGUUUAAUUUUAUUCACAUAUUUCCCUCCGUGUUUAGUGACUCUUCUGAGAGAUUUAAAAAUAUAACAAAUGUAUUCCAAGAAGAAUUCCAUUCUAUCAGUAUUUUUGUUUUUUGUUUAGAAAAAAUUUAUUCAAGAAUUGAUAGCUAUGGAAUUGAAGAAGAAAAUUGUUUUAGCUUCGCAGUAUUAUGUAACGUUAACUUGUUAGGACUGUAGAAAACUGUUUGGUGCACCACUUCUCCUAUUCUCGUGAUCUAGAGACCUCAUGAUGUAUUUAUCUAAAAUUCCCCAACCAGGGAAAAGGUAAAUACAGAUAUACAUCUCUAGCGUCAUCUUAGAAGAAUUGGUGCACAGGUGAGCAUUACUAGCUGAUUGAAAUUAUGGUUCGAAAAUAUUUAUGACAGUGUUGAAUACCUUAUUCAAAAACCCUUAAUCCUAUAUCUGUGUUGCAUAAUACAAGACCGUUGUUCCUAAUUGACACUGUUGUACCUGUACAUAUCCUGGUUGUGAACGACCAUACAAUACCUUCAGUUCUGAUUUUCAUUUAUCGGACUUUGUGAAAUACUGUAGUUGGUAGAACCUGAGAGUUAUAUAGUUGUUGUCGUGUAGAGGUAAAUAUGAAAAAAAAAUGUUCACCACUUCCGAAUUAAGUCGUCACGUUUUUUGUUAUAGAUCUCAUGCUGUUUUUAGUAAGCAUUGAUACAAGUGCAAUAAAUAUACUGGAGGUCAUGCCAAGUUAGGCUACUUUUAAGUUCUAUAAAUUCUGAAAUUGAAAAACAUUAACACUGCGAAUUCUUUUCCAAAACUUUGUUGCAAAAGUGCCAAACGUGAUCAAUUUGACACGUAACUCUUUUCUAAUAAUAAAUACCCAUGGUCGGAUUUAUUUAUUCAUGUUGGUUAAUAUAUGAAUAUUGGUGCAAAUGGACGGUCAUUUCCAAAUAUAUGGAAGUAGUAAAUUCCUGUAUAUUAUAUACUCUGAUCCUCUAAAAUGAUAAGUGUAAGAACUUAGGAAUGACUUGGCAUGAUCUAUUAAUAUACAUAUUGUAGCUAACCUUUUUCAUUCAUUAUUUAGUUUUUCUUUGUUAUUAUUAUGAUUCUAUGCAAUACCAGCAUAGUAUAUAUUAAUGAUGCUAAUUGUGCAUUGCUAGUCAACUUAGUAAAUUGUUAUAUAAUUUUUUUUUUCAAUUCUGAGUAAUAUUUCAUUUAUAGAAUGAUAAACAUAUACUUUUUGACGAUUAACUAAAUACAAUAUUUGCAUGAAAAGGACCUCAUUGUCCAAGAAAUCGUGGUUAAAAAAAAAUUAAAAAUCAAUCCUUAUAUGUACCUUUUGUGAUAGCCUCGAAUGGCACCACCAAUAAAAAGUACGCAUGCUCAGAAAUGGUUUUUUUCUGUAAUUGAUUUAAGGUAGCAUGACUACAGUCAUUCUUUUUUAUCUAAAGAAAAAUCAUUGAAAUUAAGAUGUACGGUCUCCAUCUGUUGGUAUGGGCGUAAUGAAUUGUUUUUUCUCCUUCCACUCUCCGAAGCGUUGCUAUUUAUGUAGAUGGCUCUCAAUCACAGAUAAGUUUUGGUACGGUUUGUCGUGACUUUAACACAUUUCUUAGUUUUUCUGCUUUAAAAUAAGUUGCUCGCCUUGAGGAAAUUUGAGGCACCCAUUGGGAGGUUAGAAAUAACUGUAUAUGUUAUUUUCUCUCGCAAAACAUCACGUUCUGACCCGUUAACUUUGCCAAAUGUUCAUGCACUUUGUUUCAUUUACUACUGUGAAUUUUUGUGUACUAGAGUACAGAUUUUCAGGUAUUAGUGUAGAUUUAUUCAUUACGUUUGAAGUGAAAUGUUAAGGUUUCAUUGUGAAUUUUGUGUACAUAUAGUCUUCAUUUAUGGUCAUCUGUUCCAGUGUUUUUUUACCAUGAAUAAACAAGACCAAAGUGGUA